GUUCGCAUCUUCCUGCACCACUCCUCAGUGCCCUUCAGCGUCACCCCAGCCUCUCCAACUGCAGCGAUCACGGAAGCAGAAGUGAAGUCUGUGCAGGCAGCAUGGGCCGGUGCUAUCAAGAGUAUCUCCCAGACCUAUCUUGAUGGAGGGGACUACGUCGCGGCGGCCACCGAAGCUGCUGGCGCGCUGUAUGGCUAUGGCCACACCAAUGUUCUCUUCAAGCCAACCAAGGCAGCGGAAGCACACGCUGCCGAUGGCAGCAAGACCAAAGUGGAGUACACGUUCGGCUACAAGAGGAACGCCGACGGCAAGGUGCGCAUCUUCCUGCACCACUCGUCAGUGCCUUACAGUCUGCCGCCCGCCGCUUCAACUUCAAAGAUCUCCGACCAAGAAGUGAAGAGCGUGCAGGCAGCAUGGGCGAAUGCCAUCAAGAGUAUCUCCAAGACCUACUUGGACGGAGGGGACUACGUCGCAGCUGCUGCCAAAGCAGCUGGCGAGCUCUACGGCUAUGGCCACACAAACGUGCUCUUCAAGCCUACCAAGGCAGCUAAGGCACCGUUUCGACCAACUGGCGCAGAUGCCAUGUCCUANNNNACUGGGGCAGAUGCCAUGUCCUACUUUGUUGGGCACAAAGCGGUCGAGAAGGGCUAUGCUGAGGACGCUGGCUUUGCCAUCAACGGCGGCAAGGGAUGGUCGGAUGUGGUCUUCCAGAACCACAAAAUUGAUAUCAGUGCUAAGGUUGCCAUUGCCGUGGGCACCUACUUCUUCACAAGCGCUGCAGCAGCAUGGGCAAACGCCAUCAAGAGUAUCUCCAAGACCUACCUGGAUGGAGCUGGUGAGCUCUACGGCUAUGGUCACACCAACGUGCUCUUCAAACCAACCAAAGCAGCCGAAGCGCCGUUUCGACCGAUGCUGGCUUNNUCGGACGUGGUCUUCCAGAACCACAAAAUCGACGUCAGUGGCGAUGUUGCCAUUGCCAUGGGCACCUACUACUUCACCAGCGCUUCGGAUGGGAGCAAGACCAAAGUGGAGUACACGUUCGGCUACAAGAGGAACGCCGACGGCAAGCUGCGCAUUUGCCUCCACCACUCCUCAGUGCCUUUCGCUGAUGGAAAACCCAAGGUGCAGCCUGCGGUGAUGGACCACGUUCUUGGGACUCUUGCCGGUGCAUAG
This is a messenger RNA of Symbiodinium sp. CCMP2456, 1173 nucleotides long. The record is from the annotation of a GenBank genome assembly. Lineage: Eukaryota; Dinophyceae; Suessiales; Symbiodiniaceae.